Messenger RNA from Podospora pseudocomata, 2340 nucleotides. RefSeq lists its product as uncharacterized. The transcript is spliced from 2 exons. The record is from RefSeq and is a predicted model, not a curated record. The coding region runs from base 49 to 2211 and encodes 720 amino acids. Lineage: Eukaryota; Fungi; Ascomycota; Sordariomycetes; Sordariales; Podosporaceae.
CGGAGCACCAUUUAUCCACAAGGCACUAUCUACCUCUUGAAGCCAAACAUGGAUCGAAAUAUGAAGGCAAAAACCCUCUGCCCAGAAUGUGUCGGGAUCACUUUCGAUGAUGUAGCGGGCGACGCAAUUGGAGCACUGGACCCCAUGACUUGCUGGGAGAGAGGUGACACGCUCCCGGACCUACCUCACUUCAGCUUGUCGGCAAAGAACGGUUGCAGCUUUUGCGCAUUCCUUUGCCAUCUGCUCCGGGAACGACUCCCUAAGCAAUAUGCCGCCGUUAAAGAGACAGCAGGGUGCCCUCGGGUUGUUACAGUUAAACUGGACACCCCGGCAUAUACGAUGCGCUCAGACUUGAUGGUUGUCACGAAUGAUCUCGUUGGAAAUAAUGACGCCGAGGAAGAGGAUGGGCUUCACUCACUUUGUUUGACCUUUGGGUCUAAGGGAUGGCCGCAAGACUGGCGGGUGCGCGUGAGGGUAUAUCAACAUCCCGGCUCCACGGCUGUCUCUGAAAGUCUGGGAAUUACUCUGAAAGUACCAUCAACCGACGUACUCAGCCAGGGUAGUAUACAGACUCUUAAAACCUGGCUGAGAACCUGCGACGACGAGCAUCCAAGUUGCCAAAACGUGGAGUCCCGCUGGCUUCCCACGAGGCUCAUAUACAUAGGAACACAUGAUGAUAUAACCCCCCGUUUGAUUCAGGUCUCCAGGGCCAGCCUUCCUUUGACGACCCAGUACAUUGCCCUAAGCUAUUGCUGGGGUCCCCCAUCUCAAACCCGACCACAGCUAACCACCACCAUCGCAACGCUGCCUCAACGGCUUGAAACAAUCCCAGAGGAUAUAAUGCCAGGCACCCAUCGGGACUUGGUCCUCUUGGCCCGUCGCCUAGGCAUACAAUACAUCUGGAUAGAUGCUCUCUGCAUCAUCCAGGACAACCAUAAGGACUGGGAGACCGAAGCGGCAUCAAUGUUUCGGGUGUACCGCCACGCCUAUCUGACUGUAGUUGCCGCAGCUGGAGAUUCAUGUCAUUCUGGGUUCUUGUCUCGACCUGGAGUUGGCCCACUUGCUGUUGUCCCCUUUCAGUCACAAUCGGGAACCGUGUCAGGCUCGUAUCUACUCUCUUGGCAUCAAGAGUACAGCGCCUGGGACGCGAACAACCCCAGCCAUAUGUCUGGCUGCUCGUGGGCGACGCGUGGCUGGACGCUGCAGGAAGAUGUCCUGUCGAGCAGGGUGGUGUACUUUCGGGACACGACGUCGUUCUUUCGGUGUCAGACACAACGGUGUUUGGAGCAUAGCACAACAGUCUACAGAAAUGUUCAUCGCUGGCAGGAAAGAUUUGGUUCUUCUGCCUUGGCUGGUCCAUCAGAUGACAACAGCAGCAAGACGACAGAAGGAAGAGACAAGACGAACCUCUACAAAUUGUGGCGGGCCAUGGUUGCGGAGUACUCCCUCCGGAAUCUCACGGUCGAGGAAGAUAAACUGCCGGCAAUAUCCGGUCUGGCUCGGAGCUUCAAUGUUGGACUUGAUGACCAAUACUUUGCAGGACUAUGGAGAGGUGACUUUGUGAGGGCGCUGUUCUGGUCCACCCGCCACGACGCGGUCAAACCAGCCAAAUUCUGUGCGCCGUCUUGGAGCUGGGCUUCGUGGAAAGGUGAGGUUGGAUGGUCAAAGUCUCAUUCCCUUCCACUGGUAACGGAGUGCAAGAUUCGCCACAUUUAUGUGGCGCCCUUGGGUUCAGAUCUAUUCGGCAGAGUGAAAGGUGGUUACGUCGACCUGACUGGGUCGUUGCGUCCGGUUUCGCUGCGCCCAACAGACGUUAGCGUUCUGGCUGAUAAUGAUCCCUAUAGGGUUGAUUUGUUUCAAGAGGGGGUUGUGGAGGCGUGGGCUCGAGGCGCAAUAGAUGGCUUCACGUCAUCGGGAUUGAGGAACAAUGGCACUUACAAGGAGCCAGAUGUUGCCAAACUGGACUGUCUUACAGAUAUUCAGGCAUUAGUUCUAGCCUUUGGCUCCGCUCCAGUGGGUGUAGAUCCUGACACAGAUGAUUUGAUAUUCUCGCAGCCGGAAUAUCCACUUGGCCUGCUGGUGGUGGCAGACAAGAACAGCAGUCUGAUGGAUAUGCCCACAUACAGACGAGUUGGCGUUUUUCAGGCGCAGACUACGGCGGCUCAGGGACUACAGGCUGAGAAGUCCGUUUUCGAUAUCAGGCUUAUUUAAACUGUAUUUCUCAGGCUGUUCGUUGCUCCGGUUUAAAAUAUGUUAGUUAUCAGUAAGUACGGUGAAGUUGUUGCAGACAACUGCUAGGACCAUUAAAUCGAAUAAGCUUGCGGCAGGCCUUGAUUUCUG